This is a messenger RNA of Colius striatus (speckled mousebird), 4569 nucleotides long. It is a transcript of the gene TWF2, whose product is annotated as twinfilin actin binding protein 2. Gene Ontology annotation, molecular function: actin monomer binding; actin filament binding. Gene Ontology annotation, cellular component: actin filament; myofibril; cytoplasm. The record is from RefSeq and is a predicted model, not a curated record. The transcript is spliced from 13 exons. Lineage: Eukaryota; Metazoa; Chordata; Aves; Coliiformes; Coliidae. Gene Ontology annotation, biological process: regulation of lamellipodium assembly; barbed-end actin filament capping; actin filament depolymerization. The coding region runs from base 2176 to 3396 and encodes 406 amino acids.
AGCUGAUGGCUUUGGAAAGGAAGUUUUAAAUUGUUACGUGUGACUGUGCUGACUGCUUUGCCAUGGCCCUGCUCCAACAAAGGCCCUUUCGAAGACGUGGGAGGGACAUGCUCUCCUGCAUCAGAGAGGCUUGUGGGUAGAUGGCACAGAAGGGUUGGCAGGCUGGGCUGCUUUUUCCCUAAGCAUUGCACUAGGAGGCUGGGAUGGGCUCAGUGUAGAUGUGGUGGUUGUUACAUUCUUGCCUUUCCAAACACACUUAUGUGCUGGGUCACAGCUUGGAAAGUCCAUUCUUUCCCUCCCCCAGUCACACAUGCUUCACCUCUCUGAAAUGUAAAUGUUGGUAAGGUGCCAGGAACAGCAAUGGGUUCAUUCUCUUUGCUCUCAAUGCCAGUCCCUACUGGAGAACUGAGCUGGAGCAUCUUACCUUAGGUCAACUUUCUGAAUGCUCCCCUGCUACAGCAAAGGUGGUCUCAGCUGUUGGGGCCCUCUAUAGAAUUCAGAGUGUGUUUCUUUGGAGGAGUCAGUUGGUUUGUGAAACAGCUUCUGGUUUACUUUUCAUUCCCUUUUUUUCCCUCUCAGAGCCCUUGUCAGUGGAAAUGUGCCAUGCUGAGAGCUGGGGAUGGGGAAUGACCACCUCUCCACUGCUGCUUUAAAGUAGGAGCUGCAGCAUUUGGUUGUGGCAGCCUGAUAAACUGGAUAUUUGGGUCAAUGUUGUGGUUGAAGCUUCUUAGGCUUUGUGGUUUCCCUCUGCUGCUGCUAAUGCCAAGUUUAGAGCCAUUUCUAAGGGCGUAGGUCUGUGAUGUGAGCUUGCCAUCCUCCAGGAUGGAGAUGCAGAUGAGAGGUCGAUACUGUUACACCACCAUCCCCCUUCCUGUGCUGCCCCACUAUCACAGACCAAUGCCCAGGGUGAGGGAAGAUUGUUAUCCUGCUCUCACAGCUGACUGGCUUUGUACAGCCACUCCCUCAGGUCAGUCUUGUUGCAUUUCAGGCUGCUUGGUGCUAUUUACCAUUAUUGGUGUUUCUGUAAGCAACUGCACUGUGCAGUGGUUUGUCACAAACGGGUAUUGGGGGUUUGUAGGGUGAUUUGGCAGCUAGCCUUGAGCGUUAAGCAGCAAGUUGUCUUUCAGGGUUUUACCAAGUCUGUCAGCUAAGGAAGAGAGAGCCUACAGCCACUCUUGGUACUUUCAUAGGGAAGCAUUUGGAAGUCUUAUUCUAAAAAUGCUCUUUGCUGAUGUGAUUUGAGCACUUGCCUACAGACUGUUGUCCAUCUCUCUUCCCCUUGCAGUGUUGUAAAACGUUGUUGCAGCAUGAAAUGUUUAAGAAACAGACCUGAAGGACACGUACACUAAGAACACUGGUGGCUUUCUGGAGUGAAGAUAACUUUACAGCUAGCAGUAAUGCUCAGUUCAGAAUGAAUGCCUAAUGCCUUCCCAGAGUCCAUUGCCACCCAACAGGUAGAGAUGCCUUUCUUGGUUGAGGUACUACUGAGUGUUUUCAGUCUGCUUUUAAAAAAGAGAAAAGGACCAAGUAUCUGUCAUCAAGUAACUUAUAUCUUGUGUUUCUAGAAGGCCAGACAGGAAAGGUCAAGCUUUUAGCUUCCACCUUCUGUGUGCUUCUCUAAAAGCAGCAGGACUGGAAUUGCGCAGCAGGGCAGCCAGCUGAUCAGAAAUGGACCUCCUUAAAAACAGCACUCCGGGUCUAACAGAGCAUCCAACCUUCCAUAAAUCCAGGCAGGCAGCAGCAUUUCCCCUCUGUCUGACGUUUCAAAAGGACCCCUCUCCAAGUGCAGCCCCUGGAGACUUCAGAGGUGGAGGAGUGAUCAGAAGCAAUGGCCUGAUGUGGAGACUGCCUGCAUAUGGACGAGUGUGCUCUCGAAACAGAGAAUUCACCAUUGACUUGGGAUUUGUCUGACUUGAAGGUACCACCCAGCCAGAGCAUUUCAACCCUGAUUCAGCUCUUGUGGUGCCCCCUGCACAGGCAGCUGACUGAGGAAGGAGGAAGGUGACUUGCUGAAGCAGAUGCAGUGAAGAUGACCCCUUGCUGAAUACACAGGGGAGAGAGAUGGGGCCACUUCACAAGAGGUGCGGCAGAGCUGCUCCCAAGUGAGAGCAUCCCGUGUGUCUGGUUCAUGCUGCCAUCCCUGAGUGAUGACAAACACUGCCUCCUGAAAGCAGAAUGAAGACAGUAAAAGAAAGCCCCUUUCUCCAGUCUCCUGAGAGAAUGGUGAAUUCUCCUCCGGCGUGUGCCUGCACCUCCUCUAACUCCCCACCUUACAGCUGCAGGAAGCACUAUUGCACUUGCCAGAAGUGUUCAUGGAAAGGUGGACUAGACCAGGAGACCUUGUUCCAUCCAAGCUCUGAUGCCUCCCAGACCACCACAGAAUUAAGGGACUUCUUUGCCAAAGCCCGGAAUGGUUCAGUUCGGCUCAUCAAGGUCAUCAUUGAGGAUGAACAGCUCGUGCUGGGAGCCCACAAAGAGCUGUCGCGGCGCUGGGACGCCGACUACGACGCCUUGGUGCUGCCGUUGCUGGAGGAGCAGCAGCCCUGCUACGUGCUGUACCGCCUGGACAGCCAGAACGCACAGGGCUACGAGUGGCUCUUCAUCUCCUGGUCCCCCGACAGCUCCCCGGUCCGGCUGAAGAUGCUGUAUGCUGCCACUAGAGCCACUGUGAAGAAGGAGUUUGGUGGAGGGCACAUAAAGGAUGAGAUGUUUGGGACAGUGAAGGAGGACGUGUCCCUGAGCGGUUACCAAAAGCACGUGUCCUCCUGCUCCGCCCCGGCCCCGCUGACUGCAGCCGAGCAGGAGCUGCAGCAGAUCCGCAUCAACGAGGUGAAGACGGAGAUCAGCGUGGAGAGCAAGCACCAGACCCUGCAGGGCUUGGCCUUUCCCCUGCAGCUGGAUGCCCAGCAAGCCAUCCAGGCACUCAAGCAGAAGAAAAUCAACUACAUCCAGCUGAAGCUGGAUCUGGAGCGUGAGACCAUCGACCUGGUGCACACGAGCCCCACAGAGAUCGCCGACCUGCCCAAGAGGAUCCCCCAGGACUCAGCUCGCUACCACUUCUUCCUCUACAAGCACUCGCAUGAGGGAGACUACCUGGAGUCUGUUGUCUUUAUCUACUCCAUGCCCGGGUACAAGUGCAGCAUCAAGGAGCGCAUGCUCUACUCCAGCUGCAAGAGCCGCUUGCUGGACACCGUGGAGCAGGAGUUCUGCCUGGAGAUAGCCAAGAAGAUCGAGAUCGACGACGGGGCGGAGCUGACGGCGGAGUUCCUGUACGAGGAGGUGCACCCCAAGCAGCACGCCUUCAAACAGGCCUUCGCCAAGCCCAAGGGGCCCGUGGGCAAGCGGGGACAGAAGCGGCUCAUCAAGGGGCCGGGCGAGAACGGCGAGGACAGUUAGAGGGACAGGACAGCCGCCCCGCGCCCCCGGGGCUCUUUCCCUCCAUCCCAGACGAUUCUUUUUUCCCCUUCUGUUGGGUUUUUUUUUGUUUCCUCUUUCAUUCCUUUUUUUAAACACCAGGAUGGUUUGUUGCACCUGAGGGCAGAGCAAGGGGCAGGGGGUUGCGAGGGUUUCUUUUCACCCCGGGGCUGCUGGCGGAGGGUGGGAGCGGCAGGGCUGUGUCCCCCAGCCUCGCUCCCGUCCCCUCCCCGGGGUCACAGCUGCUGCCCUCGGUGUCCCCGUGGUGACUGAAGGACACGCUUGCCUGCGAGCUGCUCUAUGCAAAGGGAAAGGGAUGGUGUUGGGGGUUCCCGUUUGAAAAGAGAAAAUGCUUCUUUCCCCGCUCCCCCAGCUCCCCUGGAUUUUGCUUCCCUGUCCUGCUCUGGCCAUGCAGCACCCGUGCCCCGGGCCUGGAGUGAUCCUGCAUCCCCUCAGGGUGCGGGCAGGACCCCUCCUGGCAAGGUGGGCUUUGCUGGCAGGAGUUUGUCCAUGGGGGAAACCAGCCAGCAAGAGGUAGAAGAGCCCUCCUGAGUUCUGAGCUCAGCCUGGCCCUGAAGAAAGGUCACUCUGCCUUUGGAUGAUGUUUGCAUCCCUUUUUGAACCCCUCCAAUACGGCUUUUGCCCUUGGAGGGAGCUGUUACGGGCCUGACUCAGCCCCAUCCCUGUUUAGGAUGGGAGCUGGGGGCACCCCGAGCCCUGUUCCUCCCCCACCCCACCCUGCCCCAGCUUCCCUCGUCACCCCUGGGUUUGCUGCCAGCUCUCUGCUCGGGGGCAGCCCCGUGUCUUACAAACCACGUGGGCUACCCCAAGUGCUGGUGCGGGGAAGCAUGACAGCCCCUGCGUGCCCCCCUGGGGCCACCCCCAGCCCCUCAGGGCCAGUGUGGGCUCCAAGGGCUCCCUGGGGCUCUGGGGGAGAGCACCCUGCUGCUGGGCACCAGCCGGGGCUCGAGAGCCACCCGCCUCCCGGGACGAGCGGAAGGGGGUCGGUGCCACCCACCCUCGGCUUUGCCGUGGUGGCACAGGGGCCAGCGCUGCCCUGACCAUGCUGGAGGGAGCCAGGGGGUUGAAGCUGGGGGAGCAGAGCACACUGUACUGAACGCUGUAUUUUCUAAGGAAUAAAGUAUUUUUAAAACA